This is a messenger RNA of Dovyalis caffra, 237 nucleotides long. NCBI's taxonomy places the organism in Eukaryota, Viridiplantae, Streptophyta, Magnoliopsida, Malpighiales, Salicaceae. The record is from the annotation of a GenBank genome assembly.
AUGGACCGCCGGCUCUGUGGCAUCUCUUCUCGUACUGGUUAUUCCGUUUCAAUGAAUUUGCUUAUUUUAUCGAAAGAAGCCAUGAACUUGUCGACCACGCUGAGCAAGCAAUCAAUUACAGCCACACAACUCACCCUGGUGAAAAACCAAGAGGCCAAAAAAAUGGUGGCACUCAAUGGAAAGCAGAAAGGCUUCAUUUGCAAACAGCCCUCUGCAAUUCAGGAGGAGGGGGAAUAA